Molecule: messenger RNA, 1182 nt
Organism: Exophiala xenobiotica
Lineage: Eukaryota; Fungi; Ascomycota; Eurotiomycetes; Chaetothyriales; Herpotrichiellaceae
Exons: 2
Coding region: 1-1182 (393 amino acids)
Biological process (GO): malate transmembrane transport
Cellular component (GO): membrane
Molecular function (GO): malate transmembrane transporter activity
Source: RefSeq, a predicted model, not a curated record
AUGGUUCGCCGCAAAGUCCUCAACGCGUAUUCUGAAAAUGCAAAAGGUCACCAUGUCUCUUACGGAGAGAGGCUGGCUCAUUUCACCUGGGCGUGGUUCGAAUGCACAAUGUCGACUGGUGCUAUGGCGGCCCUCCUUUCUCUGCAACCAUACACCUUUCCCGGCUUGAAAACGAUUGGAAAGGUCGUAUUCAUCAUCGACCUGGUCCUAUUCAUCAGCUUCACAAUACUGAUUACAAUGCGAUUUGGCAUGAAUCGAGGUGCCUUGACCAAAUCGCUUCACCACCCGCACGAGAGUUUCUACUUCGGCACGUUCUGGGUGAGCCUGGGCUUGAUCAUCUAUUGCAUACAAUCUUAUGCUGUGCCAUCUUGUGGUCCGUGGCUGGUCCAGACCUUGGAGGUCUUGUACUGGCUUUUCGCUGGCUGUGUGAUCCUGGUAUCAAUCUUCCAAUACCAUGUCAUCUUCGACCUCGAGCAGUUGCCCGUGGAAGAUGCGAUGCCAUCUUGGAUCUUGCCUGUCUAUCCAUUUAUCAUCCUUGGUCCGCUUGCAGCCAAUCUGCUCUACAAUCAGCCUCGACCUUCCUCCGCAUUGCCGAUUCUGAUCGGUGGCAUAACUUUUCAAGGCUUCGGGUGGUGUUUCGCCUUCAUCCAGUACACCUUGUACGUUACCAGGUUGACCAGCGGGCUCUUGCCGGAGGAGCCAAAGAGACCGGGAAUGUAUGUGGCAGUAGGCCCAGCAGCAUACACCGCUUACGCCCUCAUCACCCUUGGCAGCCAAGCACAAGUCAUCCUCCCACCUGGUUUUCUCGGCAUUUCCACCAUUCCUGUUGGUGAUAUCUGGAAAGCCAUCGGAGUAGGCGCCGGUCUCUUCCUGUGGUUUUUAGCAUUCUGGUUCUCCUUCUUGUCUACAGUCGGACUGUUACAUGGAUGGAAACAUGCGCAUUUCACAUUGAAUUCGUGGGCGGUCGUCUUCCCCAAUGCUGGACUGACUAGCGCACUGAUACAGAUCGGCUCCGUGUUAUCUAGCGAUGGCAUCAAGGCUGUGUGCUCAGGUAUGACAAUUGUGCUAUGCAUUGUGUGGCUUUGUCUAGCUGCACUGAAUAUCAAAGCUCUCUGGCGCGGUCAGAUAUUGUGGCCACACAAGGAUGAAGACAUGGAGGACAUCGAGGGACACGAGCAAUAG